Raphanus sativus (radish) is the source of this 1206-nucleotide messenger RNA. RefSeq names its product pentatricopeptide repeat-containing protein At1g10270-like. NCBI's taxonomy places the organism in Eukaryota, Viridiplantae, Streptophyta, Magnoliopsida, Brassicales, Brassicaceae. Bases 1 to 1206 code for a protein of 401 amino acids. The record is from RefSeq and is a predicted model, not a curated record. Gene Ontology annotation, molecular function: protein binding. Gene Ontology annotation, cellular component: chloroplast. The transcript has a single exon.
AUGUUUUUCAAUCGCCUUUUUUCUACUCCUAUCCACCACCAUCGCCGUUUUGUUAACACAUCAUCCCUCUUCUACGUUAAACGCCUUUCUUCAAUCCAAGCAUCCCCUCCCAUGUCCAAAAUUGAAUCGGAUCCCUCUUCGAUUCAUAGCAGAGUCAUGAUGCUUAUCAAAUUAUACAACCUAGACGCGGCCGCAGAGCAAGCACGUUUGGCCAUCUUUUCCACAGGUAAUCCUUUAUUGACCGCCGAGACCUGCGUGGCUAUCAUCGACGCUAUGCGCAGUGACCGACGGUAUAGUGACGCAUACGAUUUGUUCCAUUACUACGCUGAUAAAGCUAAAUCGGAUCUGAUAACCAACCUCUGCUCCACUCCAAUCAUCAUUGCCUUAUGUGAUGAAGGCAAACUCGACGAGGCUCUUGAAUUAUACACACACUUUUUGUUGCGCAAUCGUCCGAGUUAUCGUGCCCAACUAGCCCUGGCUCAAGGGUUGGUCGACGCGGGUAGGAUUGAUGAAGCUAUAGAUAAGUUCUACUGCGUGGAUAGGUCCGUUUAUGGCAUUUUCAUCCGUGGGUUUUUGGAUUUGGGGAAUCUUGAAAGGGCUAACCAGCUUUUUCAAGAGCUCAAGUUGAGUGACGACUCGGACACUGUGGCGCAGGCAAGUGCGAUGUUUAUGGAGAAUUGGUUUAAGCAGGAGAUGGAUGAGAAAGCUAUGGAGUGUUACUUGUCGUCCAAGGAAGACUUCAGCGAGAUCUAUGCGACUGCUGCAAAUGCCUUUUUGAAAGUGUUGCUAAGGUACGGUAAGAAAAAAGAAGCUUGGUUAUUGUUCAGUCAGAUGCUGGAGCAAAGCAAGUGCCCGAGAAAGUUCGAUUCUGAGUCGUGUAAUAUUAUGGUGGAUGAGUGUUUCAAGCUUGGGAAGAUUAGCGAGGCAGUUGAGAUAUUUCACAAGUCUGUUGGCACAGUUAGUCAUCCACAGUUGGCUUACAGGAACCUGAUCACCAAGUUUUGCGAGCAAGAUCUCUUGUCCGAAGCAGAGCAAUUUUUCGCUGAAAUGUGCUCUAAAAAGUUUUUUCUCCCUGAUGUUCCAACAUAUCGAACGAUGAUGGAUGCAUAUGUGAAGAAGGGUAGAGUCAGUGAUGCUGUAAAAACUGUGAACCAAACAUUGGAUGCCUCUUUAAACUAUAUUGCUAAGAAAGUCAUAGUAGUGUAA